Spodoptera littoralis (African cotton leafworm) is the source of this 777-nucleotide messenger RNA. NCBI's taxonomy places the organism in Eukaryota, Metazoa, Arthropoda, Insecta, Lepidoptera, Noctuidae. The record is from the annotation of a GenBank genome assembly.
AUGAUGAAUACUGCUGUAGUCAGUAAUAUAUUAAAAUAUACUGUAAGCCGAUGUUUACGAGCACAAAAUGUUAUCAAAGUUGCAGCUGCUCCAAUUUUCAAACGAGAUGUACAUACAACAAAACCUAAUAAUGACCUAAUGGAAUUUUUUGAUACUAAAAAAAAUUGGGGAGAAACAAAUAUCAGAGUUGGUAGAGGAUGGAAAUUGGAUGAACUAAGGAUAAAAUCCAACUCAGAUUUACAUAAACUGUGGUAUGUACUGUUGAAAGAGCGAAACAUGUUAUACACUAUGGAGCAUGAGUGCAAACGACAGAUGAGAUUAUUUCCCAAUCCUGAAAGAAUAGACAAAGUCCAGGAAUCUAUGGAUAACAUAGAAACUGUUAUAAGAGAACGCAAUGUGGCCUAUUACAAAUUGGAGACAGGGGAGACUGGAGAGCGCCCUGUGGAAGAUGUUGUAAACUUGUUUGGUUUAAUAGAAAAGUAUGAAAAAAAAGAACACUUUAUUCCUAAGUUUAUGAACACACGAUGGGUGAAACCAUACCUUGAGCACGGUUUUAUAAAUAGUGCCGCAGUUAAGAAGUUUGUGAGACUUUACAAAGAGAAGCAGUACAAUAUUGAAAGAAAGGCUCGAAACAGGGACUUCAAUCAAGUACAACAUCUACUGAAGCGGUUCCCUAACAUGGACUUGGAAAACCUCAAAGCAGAAUAUCCCAAUGUAGAUAUUGAGAAAGCCAAGCGCAGCAAGAAAGCAAGGGGACACUUUAUGCCAAAAUAUUAA